Acanthosepion pharaonis is the source of this 786-nucleotide messenger RNA. The record is from the annotation of a GenBank genome assembly. NCBI's taxonomy places the organism in Eukaryota, Metazoa, Mollusca, Cephalopoda, Sepiida, Sepiidae.
AUGGUUACAAAUAGGCAAAAUUUCUUUUCCUUUUCUUUCUUUUCUCUCUUGCAUACACACACAUCUAAAUGCGACAAACUGACAAAUUUCAAAUUUAAAUGCAGCCACCACUUAUACUCCAACAUUUUUUUCGCGCUUCCCACCUGUGGAACACCCUUCCGAUUUCUCUUCCCACCUGUGGAACUUCCUUCCUAUUUCUAUUCCCACCUGUGGAACUCCCUUCCGAUUUCUCUUCCCACCCGUGGAAAUCCCUUACGAUUUCUCUUCCCACUUGUGGAACUCCCUUCCUAUUUCUCUUCCCACCUGUGGAACUGCCUUCCUAUUUCUCUUCCCACCUGUGGAACUUCCUUCCUAUUUCUCUUUCCACCUGUGGAACUCCCUUUCGAUUUCUCUUCCCACCUGUGGAACUUCCUUCCUGUUUCUCUUCCCAUCUGUGGAAUUCCCUUUCGAUUUCUCUUCCCACCUGUGGAACUUCCUUCCUAUUUCUCUUCCCAUCUGUGGAACUUCCUUCCUAUUUCUCUUCCCACCUGUGGAACUCCCUUACGAUUUCUCUUCCCACCUGUGGAACUUCCUUCCUAUUUCUCUUCCCACCUGUGGAACUCCCUUUCGAUUUCUCUUCCCACCUGUGGAACUUCCUUCCUAUUUCUCUUCCCCCCUGUAGGACUUCCUUCCUAUUUCUCUUCCCACCUGUGGAACUCCCUCCCGAUUUCUCUUCCCACCUGUGGAACUCUCUUACGAUUUCUCUUCCCACCUAUGGAACUCUCUUCCGAUUUCUUGCUUCUCUGA